CUGAGCUAUCGGAAUCAUCUCUUACCUACGCCUGAGAGAGCACCGGAUUCGAUUCUCCCUGAUAGCAACGUUAGGGCAUACUCCUUUAUCGUUCUCACAUUCUGCAGGUGAUCUUCCAUUUUUCAUUUUGUCGAGUUUUGAAUUUGUUGCAUCAGAGGGAGUAGGCACUGUAAUUUUAAGCGUGUUUCCGUAUGGUGUUGAGUACUUGCUAACCUUGAUUUUGGUGAUGCGAAGUCAAUUUCAAAUAAUCCGAAUUCCUGGUGAUGGAAGAUGUUUGUUUAGAUCGGUGGUUCAUGGUGCUUGUCUCAGAUCGGGCAAGCUGGCUCCAAGCGAGGUUCUUCAAAAGGAGCUUGCAGACGAGCUCAGAGAAAACGUUGCAAAUGAGUUGAUGAAGAGGCGUUUGGACACUGAGCGGUUUAUCGAAGGUGACUUCGGACAGUAUGUUAGACACAUGCGCCAACCACAUGUAUGGGGAGGAGAACCUGAGUUACUCAUGUCGUCACAUGUCCUACAGAUGCCAAUCUCAGUGUACAUGUGUGACAAGAUGUCAGGAAAUCUCAAGGUCAUAGCUGAGUAUGGGCAGGAGUAUGGCAAAGAAAAUCCCAUCCGCGUCCUUUUCCACAGCUACGGACAUUACGAUUCCUUGAAAGCUCCAUGCAAUUAAAGAAGUUUACAUGUUCAGACCAGCGUCUUCCUACCUGCUCGAACAGUCGCACAUCAACAACACCUAGAUUGCUUGGAUGGAGUUUGGUUGAAAAACGAAGCGAUGCAUUGAGUUGAAGAAAUUGGUUUUCAAUUUGAAGUUGGCUUCGAAGUGGAUUUUGGAUCGGCGGUGUAUAUAUGUGUUUUUAUUUACCGAGGACGACGAAGCCGAAAUAAAAUCAUAUAAUAGAAAGAAAAAGGGUAACAAUUUUCAACUUAAACUAUGACCUGUAGGGUUGAACUAAUAAUUACAUGAAUUUAGACUUGAAAAUUAAAAGGUGUAUCAAUUUUCUCUAAACUAAUAGUUGUAAUUUAAAUCCUGAAUUUUUAUAAAUAUAUUAAAUUAAACUUUAGAGUUA
Molecule: messenger RNA, 1061 nt
Organism: Cucumis melo (muskmelon)
Lineage: Eukaryota; Viridiplantae; Streptophyta; Magnoliopsida; Cucurbitales; Cucurbitaceae
Product: OVARIAN TUMOR DOMAIN-containing deubiquitinating enzyme 4-like
Exons: 6
Coding region: 227-664 (145 amino acids)
Biological process (GO): protein deubiquitination
Molecular function (GO): cysteine-type deubiquitinase activity
Source: RefSeq, a predicted model, not a curated record